Pelobates fuscus (common spadefoot toad) is the source of this 1628-nucleotide messenger RNA. RefSeq lists its product as uncharacterized. The transcript has 10 exons. Gene Ontology annotation, biological process: regulation of transcription by RNA polymerase II. Bases 52 to 1491 code for a protein of 479 amino acids. Lineage: Eukaryota; Metazoa; Chordata; Amphibia; Anura; Pelobatidae. Gene Ontology annotation, cellular component: nucleus. Gene Ontology annotation, molecular function: DNA-binding transcription factor activity, RNA polymerase II-specific. The record is from RefSeq and is a predicted model, not a curated record.
ACUACUUUUCCGUUUCUGAAUGGAUUGCAAGAUUUAUGUAUUCUGUCAAAAAUGGAAACCAUGAAGUUACAAGCAGAUGAGAGGUCCAGUCAUCGAGUGGUUUAUGAAAGCCUUUGUCUUAUUCAAAAGAAGCAAACACAAUUUAAUAUCUUUUUUGACUACAUAUUUCAAGAAUGUUUCCUAAAAUUAUUUCCUGACUUGAAGAACAUCUUUCAACAAUUCAACACAGAUCCAAUGCUUGUGGAUAAAUAUAAGACUCCCACUUACACUGUAGAUGAGAGAUUGAAGAAAACAUUUCAACAAAAAAAGGUUGCAAUUUCUUUAACCAUAUCACAAAAGUUCCCUUUUCUGAAUGGAUUGCAAGAUUUAGAUUUUUUAUCAGAACGUGAAUCAUUGACCUUGCAAGCAGAUGAAAGGACCAUUCAUCGAGUGGUGUAUGAAAGCCUCUGCUUGAUUGAGAAAAAAGAAACACGAUUUGAAACAUUUUUUGAUUAUAUACAUCAAGAAUGUUUCUUAAAAUUAUUUCCUGAGUUACAGAACAUCUUACAAGAAAACAAAAGAGAUUGGAUGCCGUUAGAGGCUAAUUGCUCCAGAAUUGAAAUAUUUCAGCAUAAAAAGGUUGCAAUUUCACUUGCUAUAACACAGCAGUUCCCUUUUCUACAUGGAUUGCAAGAUUUGGGUUUUCUAUCUGAACAUGAAUUGUUGCUGCUGCAAGCCGAUAAGAGGUCCAUUCACCAUGUGGUGUAUGAAAGUCUGUGCUGGAUUGAGAAGAAGAAAAAUUACAUUGACACCUUUUUUGAUUACAUUUUUCAGAAAUGCUUCCUGGACUUAUAUUGCAAGCUAAAUGACAUCUCACAACAAAUCAAGGCACAAGAUGACCCUGUGAAUAAAUGUCCAGCCAAUGUUAUAGAACUAGAACAAAUUUUGAGCCGAGAGAAAAUUCGCUUUUCCAAUGUUAUUAAAGAACGUUUUCCAUUCAUGAAUGGCCUGCAAGACAGAGGAAUUCUAACUGAACUAGAAUUACUAGAACUUCAAGCAGAUGAGAGCACUACUAUGACUGUUGUGCAUAAAACUUUGAGCCUCAUCGAAAAGAAGAAAGACCUAAUACCAUAUUUCUUUGCCUAUCUGUCUCAAGACAUCUACCUUGAAAAGUUUCCCAAACUGAAGAAUAUUUUGCAGAGUCAAUUACAAAAUGAUACCACUGAACAGAGGUUGGGAAAUAGAAUCAGUAAGGAGCCAGAUAUCGAUGAGUCAGGAGUAAACGGUGUACUACCAGGAAUAGACCAAGGUCAGGAUUACAGAGGUGAUGCUGAAAGAAAAUCUGCAACCAAUUCUAGCCAAAUACCCAGAUGUCCUCAAAACUCCACCUCCAACAAUUUAUCUGAGGAAUCUGAUAUACAACAGUUCAUUGAAAAAUUUAACCUAUCCCUCUUUCCAGGAUCCGUACAAGCAAGUUAUGCCCCAGAGUUUGAGGACCUUCUUGAAUCUUAAACAACAUCCUUGCUCAAAACUUUUAACCAACCUCCUUUUCAAUGCAAAGAUCAAACAAAAUAUGUUUUUUUCAGAUAAUGACCAUGAUCAAAGACAAAAACGCCAAUUGUUUUAGUCUAGUGAUAACAAAUCAGGGU